GUGGUCUACAAGAAUAACGACAUCCGUCUGGAGCUCUCCCGUCUGGCCCGCAUCGUAGACCCUAAGAUGAAGAUCCAGGGGGACGUGGUGUUUAAGUGUGAGAACGUGGCCACCCUGGACCCUAUCUCCUUCGAGACCCCCGAGGCCUUUAUCAGCCUGCCCAAGUGGAACACCAAGAGGAUGGGCUCCAUCUCCUUUGAUUUCAGGACCUCGGAACCCAACGGACUCAUCUUAUUCACCCACGGCAAGCCCCAGGAACGCAAGGAGGCCCAACGCAGCCAGAAGAACACCAAGGUAAGCCAAUGAAUGAUGAAUGGAUCAAACAAACAAUUCACCUUAGCCUUUAGGCAAAGCUGUGUCUAAACUUGUAAAGAAUCCAUUCAAUAGUGUAAUAAGAAACCAAAGAUCUGUAUUCAAGGAUUUUGUAAAGUCUUGGAUUUAUAUAUCCUGUUUUGUAAAGAUAUCUGUUGUACCCCUAUGAUGAACUGAACACCUUGACGAUCUCCCUUAGGUCGACUUCUUUGCAGUGGAGCUGCUGGAUGGCAGUCUAUACCUACUGUUAGACAUGGGCUCUGGGACCAUCAAGGUCAAAGCCACCCAGAACAAGGUCAAUGACGGGGCCUGGUACCACGUAGACAUACAGAGGGAUGGACGCUCAGGUGAGUCCUCUUACCUAAUACCCUGUUCCUGCUGCCCCACUCUCUACUUCCCUAUCCCCAUCUCUCUAUCACUCCCUUCUCUCGCUCUCUCUCCUUCCCCUUUCUCUCCAUCUUCAGGACCCUUUAUCUAUCACUCUUGCCCUUGAGUGUGUGUGUGUGUGUGUGUGAGUGAGUGUCUGUGUGUGUGUGUGUGUGUGUUGUUGUAUCGAUGUGAGUGCAGCGUAUCACUCUCUGCCCAGUGCUGGGCCUGUGGGGGUCUCAGAGUGCAGACAGCCUGUUAGACAAUGCUGGGAUGGCAUGGCCAGGUGACUCACUGCAGCACAUAUUACUGCUACUGAUAUACCACUGCCGCCAUACACACAUUGGCAUACACACACUCACACACACACACAUGGGUGCACACAUACACACACAUGGGCGUACACAUAGACGAACACAGAAGCACGUUUACACACUGUUCAAGCGCACUCUGGAUCUGAGUGAAGGACACACAGAGAGGCCACAGACACACUCUGCUGCUUGGCUUGAGACAUAAACAGAGAUAAGCCUGUCAUACAGAAGUGUCUGCGCUGUAACUGUCUCAAUGUUCUCUCUCUCUUGUUCUAUCCCUCUCUCCCUCUCUCUGAGGGAUACUUACAAUCACAAAUCUCAUAUAUCUUCUCUAAGCUGUGAGACUCUAUUUGAGUGAGAGCAUCAGGAAACCCUGUGCCCUCUAUCGAUCCCUUAUACAGACAAUGGCUUACCAAUACGUUAUGCUAUACUCAAUAUCUUCAAGGCUGUCAGCCUUCAAAACUCUACCAUCAUUGUAGAUGAGUGUGGAAAAGUAAAGCUACGCUGGCCUAGUAAAGUACAAUUUUUGAAUAUAUUUAUUGAGCACACAGAUUCCAAUUGGGCCCACAUAGGCUAGAGCAGGGGUAUUCAACUCUGACCCUACGAGGUCCGGAGCCUGCUGGUUUUCUCUUCUACCUGAUCAUUAAUUGCACCCACCUGGUGUACCAGGUCUAAAUCAGUCCUUGAUGAGAGGGGAACAAUGGAAAAAAAGCAGUGGAACUGGCUUCGAGGUCCAGAUUUGUGUUUGAGGGUGCUAGUUUGGAAAUCCCUGUCCUACAGUGCAAGGGAGUACUGUCUUAUCUAACAAUGGUAGAGAUACAAUGUAAAAAUGUUUGAUUUAAUAAUGUGGUUUUAAACCAUCUCCUCUCCCUCUCCAGGCACCAUCUCAGUCAACAGCCGGCGCACCCCGUUCACAGCCAGCGGUGAGAGUGAGAUCCUGGACCUGGAAGGAGACAUGUACCUUGGGGGUCUACCCUCGGACCGUGCCAACCUCAUCCUGCCCACCGAGCUGUGGACCGCCAUGCUCAACUACGGCUACGUGGGCUGCGUGCGCGACCUCUUCAUCGACGGGCGCAGCAAGGACAUCCGGCAGAUCGCUGAGGCCCAGAACGGGGCGGGCAUCAAGCCGUCGUGCAACAAGGUGGUGGGGAAACAGUGCGAGAGCUACCCAUGUAAGAACAGAGGCGUCUGUAAGGAGGGAUGGAACCGGUUUAUCUGUGAUUGUACCGGCACGGGGUACUGGUCACGCACCUGCGAGAGA
This is a messenger RNA of Coregonus sp. 'balchen', 2250 nucleotides long. The record is from the annotation of a GenBank genome assembly. Lineage: Eukaryota; Metazoa; Chordata; Actinopteri; Salmoniformes; Salmonidae.